Messenger RNA from Camarhynchus parvulus, 1063 nucleotides. RefSeq lists its product as uncharacterized. Lineage: Eukaryota; Metazoa; Chordata; Aves; Passeriformes; Thraupidae. The transcript is spliced from 9 exons. The record is from RefSeq and is a predicted model, not a curated record. The coding region runs from base 10 to 984 and encodes 324 amino acids.
GAGACCUGGAUGAGGUCAGCUCUGGAUGAGCUCCCCAUGGCCCAGCUCGUGCAGGACAUCGCCCAUUGGAUGGGGAAUGUGAGCAGCCGUGGGGCUGCAGAGCUCCAGGGAGGGCACCAAGUUCUCCCAUCCAACUUCCAUCAGGAGCAGGAAAGACCUCAGGAUGUUCAUCCCCAGCCAGAGAGCAUCCUGGUCCUUCAGGAGGUGAUGGAGAAGCUGCAGAAGGUCAACCAGAGCCUGGAGCUGAUGCUGACAGCCUUGGAAGAUGCACAAAGCCAGCUGGAAAAGCACCUGGAGCACCUCAAAGCCAUCCCUGACCUGGAUGGUCAGAGCCAAAGUGUCACCUCCUCCUGCAUCCCACACAGCUCAUACUUCGUGCUCCUGGUUCUCCCACUGGUGCCAGCAUCAUUCCAGGCCAUCUUUCUCCUCCUUUUCCUCGCUUCCAGCACCCUCGGCAUUCCAGCAAUCUCCACUCUCCUGGUCCUUGCUGCAGCAGGGCAUUGGCUGCUGGCAUCCGGCUGCCAUGGUGCCAGAAGGAUCCGGCCAGUGGUUCCCCGGGAAAAGGCCCGGUACCGGCUCACCUCCACCCCGGAGAGGGAAUGUGAUAUGGAGCUGCUGCAAGAGGAGUUGGACAGGAUGGAGAUGAGCUGCCUGCAAAAUGAGAGGCGCCUACAAGAGCCCUCACACCUGGAGCAGCCCCAAGAGGUGGCCAGGGACAUUCCCAAAUUCACAAGGCAGGUGUCACCUGACCCCGAUGCCCAGAGGACAACACCGAGCUUGUGUGGGGUGACACCGGAGCUGGUCAUGGAUGCUGGGAAGCUCCUGGAGCCCAAACCCUGCAGGCCAAGGGCCAACAUGUCCCCGUGCCAGGGGCUCACCAGGGCUGGGCAGCGGUGCCGGAAGAAAGCGAUUCCCGGGCUGGAAUUCUGCCACAUCCACACCACCAGCAGUAGCUUGGCCAUGGAUUCAUCCCCCCAUUUUUGACCCUCCAGCCCCUCCCUGAGGGGUUUUAACCCUUUUUAUGGCUAUUCCAGAUCCUGGUGGAGAACAUGGGCCCUAAGGA